Molecule: messenger RNA, 2556 nt
Organism: Cucumis melo (muskmelon)
Lineage: Eukaryota; Viridiplantae; Streptophyta; Magnoliopsida; Cucurbitales; Cucurbitaceae
Exons: 1
Coding region: 386-2347 (653 amino acids)
Source: RefSeq, a predicted model, not a curated record
AAGAUGGUGGAGUGCGCAACGAUGAGUUGACUGAAAGUUGACCAAAGUAAAAACCCUUUCUUUCCCUUCUUCAACGAAAUGGUCGGAAACAUUUUGACACUAUUUCACCUGAGAACACGACCCGCCCUUUUCAAAACCGCGACUUCCUGAUAUUGCCACACUCUCCAUCUCUGUUUUUAUUUUAUUACACUUUUCUCAAUCUCAAUCUCCAAUAACUUCUCACGGAUUCCUCAGAAAAAACAAAACAAAACAAAAACAAAAAAACCAAUCCAAGUAAGUUUUGGGGGAAACUUCCCUGUUCCCAGAUCCAAAACGGAAUCAGAGAUCUCGAUUUAACUUCACUUUGAAUGGCAACCUAUUGAAGAGCUUCUUCUCAGCUUCUUGAAUGGCGAUUGAGCGGAAAGGCAGGUUCUUUUUCAUAUUUUUUCUAUUCAUUUUUGCUUUUCCCCAUGUUUCUAGGGUUUUUGUAUGUAGUUCCAACUCCUUUGAGCAGAAUCAAUCUGAAAUUGAAGUCCCUUUUGAAAUCAAACAGUAUGAUUUACUGAAAAAUCUCGAAGAGUUAGUGAGAAACCUUAGCGAUGUAGUUUCUAAGUUGGAGUUGAGGUUAUCUGAUAUUCCCACGGCGGUGAAUAGAGAGAAACUGAAUAUCGAUGCUUCCAGACGGGUAGUGCCUGAGGUGGGGAAAGAGAAAGGGAAAGGGAAAGAAGAUGAUCCGAAUGAUGUUGGUUUAGACCAUAAAAUUCAAGAUGGGGGUAGGACGAGAGCUGUUUCGGUGACCAAAUAUAGUUCAUUUUGGUCUGAAAGGUUUCACUUUUUGUCUGCUGUGAAACUGGAGUCUGAUGCUACUUGUACCAAUGUCUUGCCUCUUAGGGAUUUUGAGGGGAAUAGUAAGUAUGUUGCGGUUGGAGAUGAGAGAGGGAGAAUUUACGUGUUUGUGAGAAAUGGAGAUGUUGCCAUUGAGCUUCCUACGGUGCCUGGAUCUCCCAUUACGGCAAUGCUGUCGUAUAUGUCAAUUUAUAAGAAUGAGACCCUUUUGGUUACUGGGCACAAGAAUGGGGGGAUCUUGAUGCAUCGGAUUUGGGAGGGAUCCAAUGGGGAGGAUUUGAAUUUGAUUUUCAUGGAACGUGUCGUGGAAUUUGUGGCCACCGACAGUCGGGAAGACGAGUCACAGUCACAGAUUUCUCUAUUGGAAUUGCAUCAUGUUGGAAGGACUAGGUACAUUCUGUCUUCAGAUUUGAGGGGAAAGAUCAAGGUUUUCAAAGAAGAUGGUACGGUUUAUGGUUCUGUCAUGCCUACAAGUAGGCCGAUAGCAUUCCUGAAGCAGAGGCUUUUGUUCUUGACAGAAAGUGGUGCAGGCUCAUUGGAUUUGAGAAGCAUGAAACUUAGGGAGUCGGAAUGUGAGGGAUUGAAUCAUUCUCUUGUUCGGAACUACGUGUUUGAUGCCACAGAGCGAUCUAAAGCCUAUGGUUUCACAUCAGACGGUGAUUUAAUACAUGUUUUGUUGUUGGGAGAUAUAAUGAACUUCAAAUGCAGGGUUAGAUCUAAACGGAAGUUUGAGCUUGAUGAACCGCUUGCUUUUCAGACAAUUAAGGGUUAUUUGCUUGUGACUAGCAAUGAGAAGGUUCAUGUUUUCAAUGUGUCAUCUCACCAUUAUGUUCGAGUGGGUGCACCAAGGCUUCUAUUUUCGGCUGGUUUAGAUGAAAUCAAAUCAUCUUUUCUAAAUUACCAGAAUUUGGAUUUAGAAUCUGAAGCAAACUUUUAUAUACCCUUAAUAUCCAGUGACCGUGAAAAGCUUGUGGUUCUUGGACUCGGGGGUGGAUACGUAGGAAUGUAUCGCUCUAAUCUUCCAAUUUUUAAAGGAGAGUUCAAUACAAUGCUCUGGACAAGCCCUGUUCUGUUUUUCAUACUCUUUCUCUUUGGAGCUUGGCAUUUCUUUGCCAAGAAGAAGGAGGCCCUCACAUCAUGGGGACCCGAUGACCCUUUUACUGCCACUUCACCAACGACUGGAGCUCCAAUGGGAACUGGAUCCAGCGAGCGAGCAUCUUUCAUAGACACUCCUUCAAGAAGCACUGAUGUGAUGGAUCUCAGAGGUGGUGGUGGCCUAAGAGGACCAGCACGCCGUUAUGGUUCUCCCACGGGCUAUCCAGGUGGGGCAACAAGUUCCUUUAGGCCAGCUACGACAAGCGACCAUAGCUCGAGACCGGCUGCUGUUGAUCCAAAUUAUCGAGCAGCUUCGGAGCUAAAAUUCAGGGGCUCACCUCUAGAACCUCCCGGAUUUCCGAAACGACGGGAGCCUCUAUUUGCAAACAAUCAAGUGGUUAAUCAGGUGGUAGAUGAUAGCAAUUAAAAGAGGGGUGAUUAUCAACUACAAAUCUUUGCUUCGAAGAGUUUCAAGUUCCUAAAUCCUAAUUACUUCUUUUUUUAUUUAUUUAAUUCCCGACUGCUUGUUUGCUGAUAGAUAUGAACAUGUUUGAUCUCAAAAUAUAUCUCUCUUCUUUGUAGCUGCAUGCAAAAAAAAGGUAAAAUAUAGUGAAAUAAUGCAAUCUUAUUUUGAAA